CUCUACAGUAUUUCUUGGAGUUAUUUUGUUGUACUCAGCAAAAAUUUAAGCGGAUGUUAUCUCCAUGUUUUGUCGUAAAAUAGUCUUGAAACUUACAGUUGACAAAAACGUUCACAAAAAUCUAAUCUUCAUCAUUAAAUGGAAUUCUAUGUGUGAAGCGUAAUGAUGUAAUAUGUACUUGCUGUCGUGGUCAAUAUCUCUCGUUCAUUUAACAAAAUACUGUGAAAAAUGAUUGGGGUCAAUAUUUCUCUUGCUUUAAUUUCUGCUCUCGCGAUAUUUGCAAACUUUAUCGUCAUUAUCUUGAUUGGAAAGAAAAGUGACUUUCGAAAAAAAACAAACUCUUCUCUUAUGAUUGCCCUUGCUGUGCAGGAUAUUUUGACUGCCAUCGGUUUGUGUAUAAUUCCUGGUUUUGUGCUGACUAAGGACACUUACAGAUUACCAGAAAAUAAAAUAAUGCAAGAUUUGUAUUGCUGGAUUAUAUGGUCAAGAUAUAUCACAUUUGCCUUAGCAAUUACAUCAGUUUAUACAUGUCUGAUGCUGGCCAUUGAUCGUUGGGUUGCAGUUUUUAAACCACUAUUUUAUAGAUCUUUCAGUCGAUCAAAGAAAGUCAUUUCAUCUAUGUUGAUAUUCCCGUGGUUGGUAGGAUUUUCCUUUGAAAUCAACACCGCAUCACACGCCACAUAUUAUAUGAACAAUAAUAAUAAUAUUUGUAAAUGGAAAGAUGAUGGCGUUUCAUUGACGGGAAAAGCUAUGACUUUCGUCACAUUUACAGAAUUUGAUGAACUUUGCUCGUUUUUCUUUCUGCUAGGAAUGAUAAUACUUCCAUCGAUGCUUAUGAUAUUCGUUUAUACGAAAAUCGUCAUUCGUAGUAGUUAUGGUUUCAGAAGGUCAGGUCUCUUCACUUCAGCAGCAAGAACUUUACAGCUGCGUAACAGACAACAAGAAAAAUCAGAAGGUCAUGUAGAUAGGCCAUCAAAUUCAUCUUUAAGAAGGCUCACGAAGAUCGCAUGCGCUGCGUCAACGAUUGUUGUUGUCUGCUGGUUGCCUGAUCAAUUAUAUUUCACUCUUUUCAACUUGACUUAAUACAUUUGCGAGAAAAAAUCCACAAUUCCCUGAUUAUUCUUGCAUUCAUAAACACUGUCAUUAAUCCUUUUCUCUAUUGUUUAUCAGAUAAACGGUAUGUUCGCGAGAUUGUUAAAUGUUUUCCUUGCUUUCGUCGC
Xenia sp. Carnegie-2017 is the source of this 1220-nucleotide messenger RNA. RefSeq names its product adenosine receptor A2b-like. NCBI's taxonomy places the organism in Eukaryota, Metazoa, Cnidaria, Anthozoa, Malacalcyonacea, Xeniidae. The coding region runs from base 229 to 1083 and encodes 284 amino acids. The record is from RefSeq and is a predicted model, not a curated record. The transcript has 2 exons. Gene Ontology annotation, biological process: G protein-coupled receptor signaling pathway. Gene Ontology annotation, cellular component: membrane. Gene Ontology annotation, molecular function: G protein-coupled receptor activity.